AUGGCAGGCCAAAUUGAACCCGUCCAUUUCUUCGACAUCAAGUGCUCUCUCGAAGGCUGCCGACAAUCCUGGUCGCCCAACACCCUCAAAGUCCGCUCUGUGCUCAAUAUCAAGGGAAUCCCUUACACGCAAUCAUGGGUCUCCUACCCAGACAUCGCUCCCUUGAGUAAAGGUCUCGGAAUCCCCGCCAAAUCCGACAACCCCCCUGGAAUCCUCUACACUCUCCCCGCAAUCGUCCACAAACCUUCCGUCACAAUCAACCCCAAUGGAGCAAUGAAUGACUCCUUACCAAUUGCGCUACAUCUCGACAAGGCAUUCUCCGGCCCAGAAUAUCCGUCUGUGUUUCCUCAUGGUCAAACCAGUGUUGCGCUCGCGCUCGCUACGGAGAGAUUGUUCGGUACCGUUGUCGGGAAAUGCGCCACCCUCUUAUUCCCAUCUGUAGCAGACAUUUUGGAUGAAAGAGGAGCAGAAUACUUUGAGCGCACCCGUGUGCCCCGAUUUCAGCAACGCUACCCAGACAUCACCCUCACCAAGAUGGCCGACCUCAAGCCCAAAACUCAAGAAGAGCUCGACAAAAUAGUCGAAGAAACCAAAGGAGCACUCGCGGUCUUUGAUGAUUUGUUGGCAGGUGGUGGUGAGAAUAAAGGUCCAUUUCUUGAAGGCGAAAAGCCAGGUUUUGCGGAUGUCAUGCUUGCGGCGCAUAUGGCUUGGAUGGAGAGGCCGCUGCCUGAGUUCUUUGCUAAGAUUUUAGAUGCUGGGAAUGGGUCUGUGAGAAAGCACUGGAAGGCUUCGCAGGGGUUUUUGAAUGCGCAGGGUGAGACAAAGGAGUGGGAAGUUGCGAAGAUAUAG
Molecule: messenger RNA, 849 nt
Organism: Talaromyces marneffei
Lineage: Eukaryota; Fungi; Ascomycota; Eurotiomycetes; Eurotiales; Trichocomaceae
Exons: 2
Coding region: 1-849 (282 amino acids)
Source: RefSeq, a predicted model, not a curated record